Molecule: messenger RNA, 1115 nt
Organism: Daucus carota subsp. sativus
Lineage: Eukaryota; Viridiplantae; Streptophyta; Magnoliopsida; Apiales; Apiaceae
Exons: 6
Coding region: 56-925 (289 amino acids)
Cellular component (GO): cytoplasm
Molecular function (GO): oxidoreductase activity
Source: RefSeq, a predicted model, not a curated record
AACUUACAAAUGAUAUAGUUGUAUACGAAGUAAUUAAAGUUUCUGCAGAUGCAAUAUGAAGCUCUUUCAUCAUCUUCUUCACCAGCAAAAUUUCAUGGCAAUAACAUAUGUAAGAAGAUCAAUGACAAGGGCAUUUUCGUCUGUUCGUUGGGAAGGUGGUGUUUCAAUGGUACAAGGAGCUUCUAGAGGCAUUGGCCUUGAAUUUGCUAAGCAGUUACUAGAAAAAAAUGAAAAAGGGCAUGUCAUUGCUACAUGUCGUGAUCCUAGUGGUGCAAGCGGGCUGAUUCAAUUGAAAGAAAGGUUUUCUGAACGGCUUGAAAUUCAAAGGCUGGAUCUUACUGAUGAAAGAACCAUAGAGGAGUCUGCUAUGUCAAUCAGCGAGAGAUAUGGAGUACUGAACCUUCUUAUCAAUGCAUCUGGCGUUCUUUCAAUACCUAAUGUUAUGCAACCAGAAACAACAUUGAGCAAAGUGCAAAGAUCGUCGUUGAUGCUUGCUUAUGAGAUUAAUGCAGUUGGUCCAAUAUUAGUCAUCAAGCAUAUGUGGCCACUGCUAAAGGCUGGAGGAGGCUCUGGGACUGAAAGAGACGUAGCAAUUGUGGCCAGUUUAAGUGCCAGGGUUGGAUCAAUUGGGGACAAUCGUUUGGGUGGUUGGCAUUCAUAUCGUGCUUCUAAGACUGCUCUAAAUCAAUUAACCAAAAGUAUAUCAGUUGAAUUUGCUCGAAAGAAGGAUCCAAUUGCAUGCCUAUUAUUACACCCAGGCACGGUGGACACUGAUCUCUCAAAGCCAUUUCAGAAAAAUGUUGCUAGAGAGAAACUUUUCACCAAAGAGUUCUCAGUUCAGAAGCUCUUAAGCAUCAUCAACAAUGCCAAGAUCCAUGAUAAUGGCAAAUUUUUUGCGUGGGAUGGUCAAGAAAUUCCUUGGUAAAUUAAAGAUCUGUUUUUUUUUUUGGAAUGAAGUUCCUGAUUUUGUGAAAAGCACCGCAUACAUAAAUUGUCCUUGCUAGCUUUUCCGCAAACAUUUCAAUCAAAUUACUUAUUAUUCUUUGAUUUGCUUGGAAGUGAUAUUGAAUUUGAUAGAGUUUUGAUUUGAUUUACAGUUCUACACUUUCUUUGUA